Molecule: messenger RNA, 2060 nt
Organism: Leopardus geoffroyi (Geoffroy's cat)
Lineage: Eukaryota; Metazoa; Chordata; Mammalia; Carnivora; Felidae
Gene: RPL7
Product: ribosomal protein L7
Exons: 7
Coding region: 635-1588 (317 amino acids)
Biological process (GO): maturation of LSU-rRNA from tricistronic rRNA transcript (SSU-rRNA, 5.8S rRNA, LSU-rRNA)
Cellular component (GO): cytosolic large ribosomal subunit
Molecular function (GO): RNA binding; structural constituent of ribosome
Source: RefSeq, a predicted model, not a curated record
ACAUGGCCGUGGCUGCAGCCUCCAGCCCUCGUCGCACCUCCCUACACAGCUCACGCCCCCUGCCUUGGGGUGUCCCGGCCUCCGCUGGCCAGGCCUGACGGUCUGCAGUGCCCGGGCCAUCCUCCUCCUGCCGUCGGGUCCUCGCUUGUCCCUAUUUCGCCACUUUGGUUAAGCGUGGGACUCGGACGGUCACCCCUGUGAUCAGGCGCCGCGGAAGACAGCCCUGCAGGCUGGCGGAACGAAUAGAAGGACCUCGGCAGCGCGGCAGUAGAGUGCCGGUUUAUGGCUGGGGCUGGCAGAGCCGAGAAGCCCGUCAAAAGCCGGGUCUCGGAAGCGACUUAGAAUCGCACCUAACCAUCCGGAACGUGGGCCAAAAGGCUCUCGUUUUCCCUGGCUGUAAUCACCACUGCAGUGGUUGCCUACAGUCCCAGUCAAGCCUUGCCCUCCCCACGCAGUGAAAAUGGGGCAUGCCGGGAUUUGUAGUUCGCGCCUGUGUGGCGUGUCAUUUGCGUACAUUACUGGGUGGAAUACGAGAAGGUACCCUGUCAACGCAGCCUAGAGACUAGGACCCCGAGUAGUAAAGGUGUCAGCACUCUGUGCUCUUGUCAUAUUGAUUAAAGAGUCUAGUGGAUGCAUGUAUUUCCCAUACAAAUUUUACCCGAAAGUCGAUCGUAAGGGGCUGAAUCAGGCAGUUCUCAAUUUUGCGUCUGCAAGACGAGUUCUCAGUUCCGAGUUCUUUUCUGGCUUAUCCUGGGACACCUCUGAGUUGUGGGGCUUCGCUCUUGUCGUCUUUAAGUGGACAGCGCGCAUGCGCAAACUUCCUCUUUUUCCGGCUGGAACCAUGGAGGGUGCAGAAGAGAAGAAAAAGAAGGUUCCUGCUGUGCCGGAAACUCUCAAGAAAAAGCGAAGGAAUUUCGCAGAGUUGAAGAUCAAGCGUCUGAGAAAGAAAUUUGCCCAAAAAAUGCUUCGAAAGGCAAGGAGGAAGCUUAUUUAUGAAAAAGCUAAGCAUUACCACAAGGAAUACAGGCAGAUGUACAGAACUGAGAUUAGAAUGGCUAGAAUGGCAAGAAAAGCUGGCAACUUCUACGUACCUGCAGAACCCAAACUGGCAUUUGUCAUCAGGAUCCGAGGUAUCAAUGGUGUGAGCCCAAAGGUUCGAAAGGUGUUGCAGCUUCUUCGCCUUCGCCAGAUCUUCAACGGCACCUUUGUUAAGCUCAACAAGGCUUCAGUUAACAUGCUAAGGAUUGUGGAACCAUAUAUUGCAUGGGGGUACCCAAACCUGAAGUCAGUGAAUGAAUUGAUCUACAAGCGUGGUUAUGGCAAAAUCAACAAGAAGCGAAUUGCCCUGACAGAUAACACAUUGAUCGCUCGAUCUCUUGGUAAAUACGGCAUCAUCUGCAUGGAGGAUCUGAUUCAUGAGAUCUACACUGUUGGAAAACGUUUCAAAGAAGCAAACAACUUUUUAUGGCCCUUCAAGUUAUCUUCUCCACGAGGGGGAAUGAAGAAGAAGACCACCCAUUUUGUAGAAGGUGGAGAUGCUGGCAACAGGGAAGACCAGAUCAAUAGGCUUAUUAGAAGAAUGAACUAAGGUAUCCACCAUGAUUAUUUUUGUAAUCUGGUCAGUUAAUAAAGGACUACUUUCAAAUUAAAAUGUGUUGUGACUUUUUGCUAGACUCUGCUGACCUUUAACUAUUGGGACAAAUCUUGAUGUGUGAUAAGAGUAAGCCAUCUUUUUCUUAAACUUUUAAAAUUUUUAUUUAUUUUGAGAGAGAAUCCCAAGCAGGCUCCAGGGAUCGAAUGAACUGUGCCAAGUUUUGCCUUUGUGUACGAAACUGGGGUCUGGUUUGUAUUUUGGUGGAAAACAUUCCUUGGGUUUAUUAAAAACUCUUUUGUGAAAAGAAAAUAUCUUUUCACUUUUUUUUUUUUUUUUUAAUUUUUCACUUUUCAAUUGUGCCACUGAGUUAGCCAAGAUGGGUCUGUUCUAAGAAAGCCUGUUUCAUAGACUUAUGUGCAUGAUUUAUAGGUAAGGUAAUAAAAAUUGAAUUAUACUGUUGAUGAAA